Messenger RNA from Annulohypoxylon maeteangense, 1387 nucleotides. Its product is annotated as EF-hand. Gene Ontology annotation, biological process: actomyosin structure organization; mitotic cytokinesis. The record is from RefSeq and is a predicted model, not a curated record. The coding region runs from base 221 to 1084 and encodes 287 amino acids. Gene Ontology annotation, molecular function: calcium ion binding; myosin heavy chain binding; cytoskeletal motor regulator activity. The transcript has 3 exons. Gene Ontology annotation, cellular component: myosin II complex; cytoplasm. Lineage: Eukaryota; Fungi; Ascomycota; Sordariomycetes; Xylariales; Hypoxylaceae.
CCUAGGCCAUCUUGGAAUUCAAUACGAUACGAAUCUGACAUUCUCUUUUGCGACACACUAACGAUCAAAUUCGAGCUCAAUUCCGGAGGUGGCGUAUUUUGCCCGCUAUCACCAACAACAUUACACUUUUUAAAAAGCACCAUCUUUCUACGUAUCUUGUUUACUUGUUAUCGAUAAAACCUGUGACACGGUCCUGGGAAUUAACUCCCGUGACGCGACAAUGGCCAUGCCAGCGGGUUAUAAGCCAUCACCUUUAGGUUACGGCUCUCCUCGAAGUUCUCCUUUCCGCAGACCGGAGUCCCCUUCGUCCCCCUCGACGCCUAGAUAUACGACGCCGACCCAGACACCGACGAAGACAUCGACAAAAGUUGGGAAUUUGCAUACCCCUUCUAAAUUUACUGCCACAGUAGAGUCACCUACGAGCAACACAGACAGUCAUACUCCGCGUAGAUACGUCAAGACGAGCGAGAUGCCACCUCCCCACCCUCUCGCUUCACCGGUGCAUCUAUCAUCGUCACGUCCACAAGCACCAUUGCAAGGGAAUGCCCUCUCGCAAUUACAACCAGCGCAGGUCCGCGUUCUAAGGGAUGGGUUUCAAAUCUUGGAUAGAGAUAGUGAUGGGGCCGUGAAUAGGGAAGACGUCGCAGAUAUGCUCAACCAGCUAGGACUACCCUCUAGCCCAUCCGACAUAUCACAGUUCUUCCCGCCUGGAGGACCGCAGACCACGACUCUUGCCGUAUUCCUCAAUUCGAUAGCUUCGACAUUGGCCGCGAUGUCGCCAAGCGCGGAACUCCUAUCGGCCUUUUCCGCCUUCGACGAUGACGAUAGCGGUCAAGUAGACCUUAACGAGCUACGAGAUGCGCUGCUGCACACAGCGCCGGAGCCAGGAGAGAGGGCUCUGACGCCGUUGGAGGUUGACAAGAUCAUGGUUGGGUUUAGUGGUAGAAGGGCUUUUAGCAAGAACAGCAUGGCUGGCGGACUGGGCAAACGCGGUGAGGUUUUCAGGUACCAGGAGUUCGUGAAUUCCAUCGUAGGCGGAAACGGAUCGUCAGAACCUACUUCCCACGAGAGUUCCGAGGGUUGAGGCCGUAUCGGUGAAGGUCCUUGUAUGAUGUAUGUGGAAUUUUGUAUUCGUCGGAGGUUUACGAACACGUGCCUUGGAUGGGCAUGGUGCUGAGGAGUUUGAGUGGUCAAAUAUGAUUAUGGGUUAUUGCCAUUGGUACCAACCCGGAUCGAUACGAAAUUCUUCGUAUUGCAGGGAUUAAGAUAUUUACCUAGUAUGUUGCCGAUAGGUCUCCUUAGAAUUCCAAGCAACAGUCUCAACAUCGAUGGUGGCUGAACUAGGUACUUAAUAUACAAUGACCAACAAUAUGGUCUAUUAGAGUUA